AUGGCGCAGCAAAAGUCGGCCAUUCUUUCCGUCUACGACAAGACCGGGCUGCUCGACCUGGCAAAGAGCCUUGUCAAGCACAAUGUCCGUCUGCUGGCCUCGGGCGGCACUGCCAAAUUGAUCCGUGAGGCUGGAUUCCCUGUCGAGGACGUCUCUGCCAUCACCAAUGCCCCCGAAAUGCUGGGCGGCCGUGUCAAGACCCUCCACCCUGCAGUCCACGGAGGCAUUCUUGCCCGCAACAUCGCAUCGGACGAGAAAGACCUCGCCGAACAGAAAAUCGACAAGGUCGACUACGUCGUGUGCAACUUGUACCCAUUCAAGGACACCAUCGCCAAACCGAACGUGACCAUCGAAGAAGCCGUCGAGGAAGUUGACAUUGGCGGCGUGACUUUGCUCCGCGCUGCUGCAAAGAACCAUGCCCGCGUCACUAUCCUGUCGGACCCCAACGACUAUGCGGAAUUCAUCAAGGAGCUCGACGCCGGCGAUGUGUCGGACAAGUCCCGCAAGCUGUACGCCCUCAAGGCCUUUGAGCACACUGCCGACUACGACACCGCCAUCUCGGGAUACUUCCGCAAGCAGUACGCCGGCGAAGGCGUCCAGCACUUGUCGCUUCGCUACGGCACCAACCCACACCAGAAGCCCGCUGCUGCCUAUGUGUCCAGUGGCAAGCUGCCCUUCAAGGUGCUCGGUGGUUCACCCGGAUACGUCAAUCUCUUGGACUCGUUGAAUGCAUGGCCGCUCGUCAAGGAGCUGAAGCAAGCACUGGGUCUUCCAGCUGCUGCCAGCUUCAAGCACGUCUCUCCAGCUGGCGCUGCCAUUGGUGUCCCCCUGGAUGAAAGAGAGCGCAAGGUUUACUUUGUCGACGACAUUGCCGGCAUUGAGUCGUCUGGUCUUGCCCAGGCCUAUGCUCGUGCGCGAGGUGCCGACCGCAUGUCCAGCUUUGGAGAUGUCAUUGCUCUUAGCGACAAGGUGGAUGUGCCAACGGCAAAGAUCAUCUCUCGAGAAGUCUCUGACGGUGUGAUUGCACCUGACUUUGAGCCCGAAGCUCUGGAGAUCCUUAAAAAAAAGAAGGGCGGGAAAUACCUUGUUCUGCAAAUUGACGACUCUUACACUCCCCCGCCCACCGAGACCCGCACCUUGUACGGUGUUCAGCUGGAGCAGGGUCGUAACGACGUUGUCAUCUCACCUUUCAAGACCUUUAACAGCAUCAUUACGCCCAAGGACUUGAAGACCCUCCCCGAAGCUGCUCUCCGGGACUUGACUGUGGCCACGAUUGCGCUCAAGUACACCCAGUCCAACUCGGUCUGCUAUGCUUUGAACGGCCAAGUCGUCGGUCUCGGAGCUGGCCAGCAGAGCCGAAUCCACUGCACCCGUCUUGCCGGUGACAAGGCCGACAACUGGUGGAUGCGUUUCCACGAGCGCACACUCGGCAUCAAGUGGAAGGCAGGCGUCAAGCGCGCAGACAAGAGCAACGCCAUCGACAUGCUCUGCUCGGGCCAGAUCCCACGUAGCGACGUCGAAAAGGCCGACUACGAGCGUGUCUUUGAGCAGGUGCCCGCUCCUUUCACUGCUGAAGAGCGGGAAUCAUGGCUGAAGGAUUUGACUAAUGUUGCUGUCUCGUCGGACGCCUUUUUCCCUUUUAUCGACAACGUCUUCCGGGCUGCGCGCUCGGGCGCCAAGUACAUUGCUGCGCCGAGCGGUAGCCAGAACGACGGACCUGUCUUUGACACUGCCGAGAAGCUUGGCAUUACGUUUGUCGAGCAGGGUACACGUCUGUUCCACCACUAG
Molecule: messenger RNA, 1788 nt
Organism: Talaromyces rugulosus
Lineage: Eukaryota; Fungi; Ascomycota; Eurotiomycetes; Eurotiales; Trichocomaceae
Exons: 3
Coding region: 1-1788 (595 amino acids)
Biological process (GO): 'de novo' IMP biosynthetic process
Cellular component (GO): cytosol
Molecular function (GO): phosphoribosylaminoimidazolecarboxamide formyltransferase activity; IMP cyclohydrolase activity
Source: RefSeq, a predicted model, not a curated record